AUGUCCUGUACUCAGAGUUAUUUUGGGGCUCAGCUGUCAACUGGACCCUCCUCCAUUUUGUCCCUGUCCCAUGUCAGUGCUCUGCUCUCCUCUCAAAGGACUAUGGAUGCUUCAGUGAAAGCAGCUGAGGUGGUGCUUCCCCCAGACGUCACAGAGCGCUCCCUGAUGGAGGAAGAGGAGACUGCAGCCUCCUUCAGCCCCAUGGACGAGUUCAGGAGACGACUGGACGAGAUUGUGAGCAGCUACAGCAAAGGCCCCAGCGUCCUGGAACAACAGACAUGGAUGGAAUCAGACAUGGACAAAAGAAAGGAGGAAGAGGACCAUAGCGUCACAAUAGAAACAGAAAUGUCACUUAUCCAGCAAAGUCUGGUCCCGCUGUCUUCUCCAGAGGAAAAGCUGCAGGAGCUGGUCAAGAAAUAUGCUGAAAUGGCAUCACUCCGUCGCAGUGAUGAGCACAAGCUGCAUCUGCUCCAACGCAAGUUCAGUCAGCUGCUGGAUGAUAGGCAGCUGCUGCAGAAGGAGCAGAGGAACAACCUGAUGGCCCGCAGCAAACUGGAGGCGCUGUGCCGAGAGCUGCAGCGCGCCUACACCGUGCUCAGGGAACAGACCAUUGAGAGCUGCAGAGAAGAAGAGAAGAAGAGAAACGAGAUGACGAGCCACUUCCAGGAGAUGCUGACAGAAAUCCAGGCGCAGAUCGAACAACACAACGUGCGAAAUGACAAACUGUGCACAGAAAACAACAGCCUGACAGACAAGCUGGAGGGCCUCAUGAACCAGUGCGAGCUCAGGGAGGAGAGUUUGGAGAAGAUCAACAAGCACCGUGACCUGCAGCAGAAGCUGACUGAGGCCAGACUGGCUCAGGCCAACGCUCUGUUGGUGGAGGCCGAGGACAAGCACAAGAGGGAGAAGGAAUAUCUGCUUAGGGAGGCUAUUGACAAAACAAAGAAAUGCUUCGGUUUGAAGGAGCAGGAGCUGUCCAUGAAGAAGAAGUUACUGGUUCAGGCUGCAGAGUGGAAACUGCAGACUCACACUCUCAGAGAGCAGGGGACUGUCAUGCAAACGCAGCUGGCUCUAUACGCACAGAAGUUUGACGAAUUUCAAGCGACUUUGGCCAAAAGCAAUGAAAUCUUCCAUCGCUUCAAGAAAGAGAUGGACAAUAUGUCCGAAAAGAUGAAGACGUUAGAGAAAGAGUCCAACUUGUGGAAGACCAGAUUUGAGAACUGCAACAAAGCCCUGACCGACAUGCUCGAGGAGAGAACCGAAAAGAGCAAAGAAUACGACUUAUUUGUCCUGAAGAUCCAUAAAUUGGAGAAACUCUGUCGCUCCCUACAAGACGAACGCAAAAUCCUCUAUGACAAAAUCCGAGAUGUCCGCAACUCCAACGCCAACAUCUCGUGCAAACCGAUGGACCUUCCACCCCCGGAGUCUGACAACAUUCUGACUCACGAGGAAAUCGACGAAUUGCAAAGUCAGGAUCCUGUACUGACCCAGGACAUGGCCCGUCUCAAAGAGGAGCAGGCCAAACUUCAGCUUUUUGCAGAUUCGCUGUUUGAAAACGUGGAUACCGUGGAAGAGGUGGCCGUAUUGGACUUGGAAGAAGACAAGAUUGCAUCUGCGUUUGCCCAGUUUAAGACCAAAAAGGAUUCCGAAGAAGAGGUGAAGAAAGAAGAGUUAGAAGCACCAACAGCAAGGAAAGACCAGGAAGUGGAAGACACAUUAAAAGAGAUCGAGAAGUGCCCACAAGAACCAACUCAAAUGGAGAAACCCAAAGACGAUGUAGAGGUUGAACAAGCUGUUAUUCUAGAGAAAGUUGAAUCAACACCAGCUGACCAUAUGACAGAAGCAAACAUCAAGCCAAUAAACGUAGAGCAAGCAAACCCUGAACUUCCCGAAGCUGAAGAAGUAAAAGUUCAAGUUCAAGAGGAGAAAAUUGUGGCGGAAGCUUCAAGGGAAACUAUGGAAAAACCUCUUGCAGAAACCACUUCGAAACCAGAACCCGAAAUCUCGAGUGAAUCUUCCAAGAAGCAAGUCCCAAAGAAGAAGAAGAAGAGAAAUAACAAGGCCGCAAGCUAA
This is a messenger RNA of Knipowitschia caucasica, 2073 nucleotides long. The record is from the annotation of a GenBank genome assembly. Lineage: Eukaryota; Metazoa; Chordata; Actinopteri; Gobiiformes; Gobiidae.